Messenger RNA from Sphenostylis stenocarpa, 3324 nucleotides. The record is from the annotation of a GenBank genome assembly. Lineage: Eukaryota; Viridiplantae; Streptophyta; Magnoliopsida; Fabales; Fabaceae.
AUGAGUAUAUGGAACUACGUGGUCACAGCUCACAAACCCACCAACGUCACUCACUCCUGCGUCGGCAAUUUCACCAGUCCUCAAGACCUCAACCUCAUUAUCGCGAAAUGCACGCGCAUCGAGAUUCACUUGCUCUCUCCUCAGGGCUUGCAGCCUAUGUUGGAUGUGCCGAUAUAUGGGAGAAUCGCAACGCUUGAACUCUUCCGCCCUCAUGGUGAGACACAGGAUUAUCUCUUUAUUGCAACUGAAAGAUACAAAUUUUGUGUUCUUCAAUGGGAUUCUGAGACUGCUGAGCUUGUUACCCGGCUAGGAAUUUCUGUGAAAAAUGAAGAUUGGAAUGUUUUCCUCUGUCAUUUGAGACCCAAACAGGAUUUUGGAGGCGGAGUUAGGGCUAUGGGGGAUGUUUCUGAUCGGAUAGGACGUCCUACUGAUAACGGUCAGAUUGGCAUUAUUGAUCCUGAUUGUAGGUUGAUUGGACUGCACUUGUACGAUGGUUUGUUCAAAGUGAUUCCCUUUGACAAUAAAGGACAACUCAAGGAAGCAUUUAAUAUAAGGCUUGAGGAGCUGCAAGUUUUGGAUAUCAAAUUUCUUUAUGGUUGUUCAAAGCCAACCAUUGUGGUUCUUUACCAGGAUAAUAAAGAUGCUCGCCAUGUUAAAACAUACGAGGUUGCACUGAAGGAUAAAGAUUUUGUUGAAGGUCCAUGGUCCCAGAACAAUCUUGAUAAUGGGGCUGAUUUAUUGAUACCAGUUCCCCCACCACUUUGUGGCGUGCUUAUUAUUGGAGAAGAAACCAUAGUAUAUUGCAGUGCUAAUGCUUUCAAGGCUAUCCCAAUCAGACCUUCAAUUACAAAAGCCUAUGGAAGAGUUGAUCCUGAUGGUUCUAGAUAUUUACUUGGUGAUCAUACAGGGUUGCUUAGCCUACUUGUAAUAACCCAUGAGAAAGAAAAGCAUAUUCAUUGGAGAAGCAAUAUGGUUACUGGACUCAAAAUUGAGCCCCUUGGGGAGACAUCCAUUGCAUCUACAAUAUCAUACCUUGAUAAUGCAUUCGUCUUCAUUGGUUCAAGUUAUGGAGAUUCACAGCUUAUUAAACUAAAUCUACAGCCUGACGCAAAAGGUUCUUAUGUGGAAGUACUGGAAAGGUAUGUCAAUUUGGGGCCUAUUGUUGACUUCUGUGUGGUAGACCUUGAAAGGCAGGGCCAAGGUCAGGUUGUAACAUGCUCUGGAGCUUACAAGGAUGGUUCUCUUCGCGUUGUUCGGAAUGGGAUUGGGAUUAAUGAACAGGCAUCAGUGGAGCUUCAAGGUAUCAAAGGAAUGUGGUCACUAAGAUCCUCAACAGAUGAUCCUUUUGAUACUUUUCUGGUUGUGAGCUUUAUAAGUGAAACAAGAAUCUUAGCAAUGAAUCUUGAGGAUGAGCUGGAAGAAACUGAGAUUGAGGGAUUCUGUUCCCAAGUGCAGACAUUAUUUUGCCACGAUGCAGUUCAUAAUCAACUUGUUCAAGUCACUUCAAACUCUGUCAGACUGGUCAGUUCCACUACUAGAGAGCUCCGUAAUGAAUGGCUGGCACCAUCAGGCUAUUCAGUAAAUGUAGCUACAGCGAACGCUACCCAGGUUUUGUUGGCCACAGGAGGAGGGCAUUUAGUUUACCUUGAAAUUGGAGACGGAAUAUUGCAAGAAGUAAAACAUGCCCAACUGGAGUAUGAGAUUUCGUGUCUGGACAUAAAUCCCAUUGGUGAAAAUCACAAUCACAGUCAUCUUGCAGCAGUUGGAAUGUGGACAGACAUAAGUGUUAGAAUUUUUUCACUUCCGGACCUGAAUCUCAUCACUAAGGAACAGUUAGGAGGGGAGAUCAUUCCUCGUUCUGUUCUUCUCUGUGCCUUUGAAGGGAUAUCUUACUUGCUAUGUGCUCUCGGUGAUGGACAUCUUUUAAACUUUAUGCUGAACACAAGUACAGGCGAGUUAACGGAUAGAAAAAAAGUAUCUCUUGGGACACAACCCAUUACACUACGGACAUUCUCCUCCAAGAAUACUACCCAUGUAUUUGCUGCAUCUGAUCGGCCAACUGUGAUCUAUAGUAGUAACAAAAAAUUACUUUAUAGUAAUGUGAAUCUGAAGGAAGUGAGUCACAUGUGUCCUUUCAAUUCUGCUGCUUUUCCAGACAGUUUGGCAAUUGCGAAAGAAGGUGAGCUUACUAUCGGCACCAUUGAUGACAUACAAAAACUCCAUAUUCGCUCUAUUCCACUAGGAGAGCAUGCCCGGCGGAUCUGCCACCAGGAACAAUCUAGGACUUUUGCUAUUUGUAGUUUAAAAUACAACCCAACAAGUGGUGAAGACUCGGAAAUGCACUUCGUCCGCUUGCUGGAUGACCAGACUUUUGACUGCUCAUUCUCGGAUGAUAAUAAUGUUUAUUACUGUGUCGGAACUGCAUAUGUAUUGCCAGAGGAAAAUGAACCAACCAAAGGAAGAAUUCUUGUUUUUACUGUUGAAGAUGGAAAACUACAGCUGAUUGCCGAGAAGGAGACAAAAGGAGCUGUUUAUUGCUUGAAUGCAUUUAAUGGUAAAUUGCUUGCUGCUAUAAAUCAAAAAAUUCAGCUGUACAAGUGGGUGCGACGUGAUGAUGGUACCCAUGAAUUGCAGUCUGAAUGUGGACAUCACGGACACAUCCUAGCACUUUAUGUACAAACUAGAGGAGAUUUUAUUGUAGUUGGUGACCUGAUGAAGUCAAUUUCCUUGUUAAUCUACAAGCAUGAAGAAGGUGCUAUUGAGGAAAGAGCUCGUGACUACAAUGCAAACUGGAUGUCAGCCGUCGAAAUCCUUGACGAUGACAUUUACCUAGGUGCAGAAAAUAAUUUUAAUCUGUUCAGUGUUCGGAAAAAUAGUGAAGGGGCUACUGAUGAAGAGCGAGGUCGUCUUGAAGUAGUUGGUGAGUAUCACCUUGGAGAAUUUAUCAAUCGGUUCCGGCAUGGCUCCCUCGUUAUGCGCUUGCCAGAUUCUGAUGUUGGGCAGAUUCCAACUGUUAUAUUUGGAACCAUUAAUGGUGUUAUUGGAGUUAUUGCUUCUCUUCCGCAUGAGCAAUAUGUUUUCUUGGAGAAACUUCAGUCGAAUUUGAGGAAGGUAAUUAAAGGUGUUGGAGGACUUAGCCAUGAGCAAUGGAGGUCAUUUAACAAUGAGAAGAAAACUGUUGAAGCCAGAAACUUUUUAGAUGGAGAUUUGAUCGAAUCAUUUCUUGAUCUCAACCGCAGUAAGAUGGAUGAAAUUUCCAAGGCAAUGGAUGUUUCUGUAGAGGAGUUAUGCAAAAGAGUAGAAGAGUUGACAAGGUUGCACUGA